CAGCGUGUCUGUUAUUCUCAUCAGGCAUUUACAGAGCCGCCCCCAUGCGUCUGAACCCCCGACAGAGCCAGGUGAAGUCUGUGUACAAGACCCACAUCGACGCCAUCCACUUCCGGAAGACGGAUGAGAAGCGUCUUCAUGGACUGGACGAGGACGGUGAGCAGAAACUCUUCACCAAAGAACGUGUCGCAGCACUCAAAGAGCUAGCGGCCAAACCGGACGUCUACGACCGCUUCUCCGCGCUGGCGCCCAGCAUCUAUGAACACGAGGACAUCAAGAAAGGCAUCCUGCUGCAGUUAUUUGGCGGGACCCGUAAGGACUUCACUCAGACGGGCCGUGGAAACUUCCGCGCAGAGGUCAACAUCCUGCUUUGUGGCGAUCCGGGCACCAGUAAAUCCCAGCUGCUGCAGUACGUGUAUAACCUGGUUCCUCGCGGUCAGUACACAUCGGGGAAAGGAUCCAGUGCUGUGGGGCUCACAGCGUACGUGAUGAAGGACCCGGAAACCCGACAGCUGGUUCUCCAGACAGGAGCGCUCGUGCUCAGCGACAACGGCAUCUGCUGCAUCGACGAGUUCGAUAAGAUGAGCGACAGCACGCGGUCUGUGCUGCAUGAGGUCAUGGAGCAGCAAACGCUCUCGAUUGCUAAGGCUGGAAUCAUUUGCCAGCUUAAUGCUCGGACCUCUGUCCUCGCCGCAGCCAAUCCGGUGGAGUCUCAGUGGAACCCCAAGAAGACCACCAUAGAAAACAUCCAGCUGCCUCACACACUUCUGUCCAGGUUUGAUUUGAUCUUCCUGAUGCUGGACCCUCAGGACGAGGCGUAUGACCGGCGUCUGGCUCAUCACCUCGUGUCUCUGUAUUAUCAGAGUGAAGAGCAGAUUGAAGAGGAGCAUCUGGACAUGGCCAUGCUGAAAGACUACAUCGCUUUCGCACGUACAACUGUGCAUCCCAGACUCAGUGAAGAAGCUAGUCAGGCCCUUAUCGAGGCCUAUGUAGACAUGCGUAAGAUCGGCAGCGGCAGAGGGAUGGUGUCAGCAUACCCCCGUCAGCUGGAGUCUCUCAUCAGACUGGCUGAAGCUCAUGCUAAAGUACGUUUCUCAAGCAAAGUCGAGUCCAUCGAUGUGGAGGAAGCCAAGAGACUGCACAGAGAAGCCCUGAAGCAGUCCGCAACUGAUCCCAGGACAGGAUUCGUGGAUAUCUCCAUCCUCACCACGGGGAUGAGUGCUACAGCACGCAAGCGUAAGGAGGAAGUGGCUCAGGCUCUGAAGAAACUCAUCCAAUCAAAGGGUAAAACCCCAGCUAUGAAGUACCAGCAGCUGUUUGAUGAUCUCCGUGGCCAGUCAGAAGCGGCCAUCACGAAGGACAUGUUCGAAGAGGCCCUCAGAGCACUUGCUGAUGAAGAUUAUUUGACCGUCACAGGAAAGACCGUUCGUCUUCUGUGAACGCUCACUGUGUACGACUGCUGCUUUCUCCCUCUUAUUACUUGCUUUAUCCUAUCCUCUGUUUCUUUAGAGCGAAUAUUGUUAAUAGUGAUAUGUAUGGACAAUUUCUGGUUGCAAUAAAUGAAUUUUGUUGUUCAAGAGACGA
Molecule: messenger RNA, 1584 nt
Organism: Carassius auratus (goldfish)
Lineage: Eukaryota; Metazoa; Chordata; Actinopteri; Cypriniformes; Cyprinidae
Product: DNA replication licensing factor mcm4-A-like
Biological process (GO): DNA strand elongation involved in DNA replication; DNA replication; mitotic DNA replication initiation
Cellular component (GO): MCM complex; nucleus
Molecular function (GO): ATP binding; ATP hydrolysis activity; single-stranded DNA helicase activity
Source: RefSeq, a predicted model, not a curated record